AUGCCUCCCCAGCGCCAUCUACCGGCAUCUCCGCCACCUCGGGUGCGCCAACGCAGCCUUCGCGCCUGCGCGCCCUGUAGGAAACGCAAGAUCAAAUGCGAUGGUGCAGAUCCGUGUGCAGCAUGCUCCGGGUACGGCUAUGAAUGCGUAUAUACCGACCUGCCAGGGCGGCGGACGCGCGCAGCUACAGACAUGGCAUCGCCCGUGACGACGCACCCAGCGCGCGACGACGACGGCGUGGUGAGCGCCCCCGCGGCGACGACGACGACGUGGGCACCGGCCGAGAAAGUCGACGUGCCCUACAUGGCGACCGAGAGCAUUAUGCCGGAGUCUCGAGGCCACCCGCCGUCCGUCAAGACACGCUUCACGAGCGCGUACAGCGCUGUAGCUUGGCCGAAGCGGCUCGGGAUCAACCUGGGCAUGGCCAACCCGCCGCGGCUACAGGCCUUCGGCUGGAACACAGGUACCCGACCCGAGGUGACGCCCGUGCCGACGAGCUCGAUCUGUAACAUCCUCUCGCUGGAGGAGGCCAAGCACUUCGCCGACGUCUACUUCAAGGAGGUGCAUCCCUACUUUGGAAUCUUGGACCCGGAAAUGUUCAGGGAACGUUGCGAUGACUUCUGGGCCUCGGCCAGGCAGGGCACGGAUUUCGAGGCCUGCGUCUGUGGUGUGGUGGCUCUGGGCUGUUAUUUCUCAGUCUCGCCGCCAGCUCCUCCUUCUCCGGUGGAGGCCCAGGUCGUGGAGCAGGGGAGGAUCCUGCUGGAUCUGAGCUUUGCUCAUCCACCGGUCAUGAUCUCGGUGAAGCACGUGGUGGCAUGGAUUCUACGAGCUCUAUACCUACGGCUGACGACGAGACCACACGUCUCCUGGAUUGCAUCGUGCAACGCCGUCCACAUUGCUGAGGCGAUUGGGCUUCAUCGGGAGAUCAGUGAGUUUCAGCUGAAGUCCGACAUGCCGCGCCAGAUCACCCAGAUGGAAGUUGAUCAUCGACGAAGGACUUUCUGGGUGGCGACGGCCCUCAACCAGUUUUUUGCGUCGGAGUACGGCCGCACAAAGGUCCAGAUCGAUCUCAUCGGAUGCCAGCCCCUGAGUGCGACCGCUCAAUCUGGCGACAUGACUGCCCAGACGGUAGCCAUACUGCAAUCUGCACCUGGGCAAGCUCUGCUCGGGAGACCAGUAGAGCUAUUGGGAUCACUGGCAAAGGCCAUGGCGCUACCCGCGAAGUCACCAUUCCUUGCGCUCGUCAGAGCAGAUGUAUGUUUCUGUAUCUAUCGGAUGAUGUCUUCUACAAACUCGCGUUUCCCUUCGGAGCAAAUCCCAUCGUUUUUGAAUAUAAUACGGGUCGCCUUGGACGGAGUGGUGUUUCUCAGCAGCUUGAAGCAAUCCUGGUGGAAUGUUGUCAGCACCCCACUACAGUGUGUUGGGGUACUCUUGUCGCUAGGAACAACAGAGAGCUUGAGCAUGAUUCCUUCAGCUCUGGAGACAUUGAAAAACAUCACGGCAAUCUAUGAUUCGCAUCUCUCAAGAGAGGCUCUGAGCACAGGGUAUGCGCUGGUACAAGCAGCCCGGGAGCAGAGGAGCAAACAGCUGGAAAGCCUGGAUCGGGGCCUUGACGUUGUCGGCGAGGUGUCACAGAGCGCAAGCAGCAUCAUCACCACUCCGGGCGAUGAGUUCCAGUGGCCAAUGGAUAAUGAUCUAGGAUUCUCAGAUUUUCUUGACCUGAGCAGCUACUAUAACCUUACGGAUCGAGCCCUUGCCGGUCCAGCUCCUUAG
Messenger RNA from Amorphotheca resinae ATCC 22711, 1773 nucleotides. RefSeq lists its product as hypothetical. The record is from RefSeq and is a predicted model, not a curated record. Bases 1 to 1773 code for a protein of 590 amino acids. Lineage: Eukaryota; Fungi; Ascomycota; Leotiomycetes; Helotiales; Amorphothecaceae. The transcript has a single exon. Gene Ontology annotation, molecular function: DNA binding; zinc ion binding; DNA-binding transcription factor activity, RNA polymerase II-specific. Gene Ontology annotation, biological process: DNA-templated transcription; regulation of DNA-templated transcription; response to xenobiotic stimulus.